Drosophila ananassae is the source of this 5182-nucleotide messenger RNA. RefSeq lists its product as uncharacterized. The transcript has 6 exons. The record is from RefSeq and is a predicted model, not a curated record. Gene Ontology annotation, biological process: transposable element silencing; germ-line stem cell division. Lineage: Eukaryota; Metazoa; Arthropoda; Insecta; Diptera; Drosophilidae. Bases 67 to 4770 code for a protein of 1567 amino acids.
UCAAAUAUUAAGUGGGUUUUUUUUCUUAUAGACAGACGCUUAAGAGAUCGCUCUAUUCUAAUCCCAAUGAUCCCCAGAAAAGGUAAGUUUCACGAUCGCCAGUCCAGAAUUUUGUCACAAAAAAGCCAUAAAAUGGAACAAAAUGGUGGUCGCUUGAAGAAAUCAGAUCCUUCCACGCCCGUACCUAGUUUCCAGACGAUCUACAAUGACCUGGUCUUCACCUAUGCAAGCCCGCGGGGUGAUCAUGCUGCCAUGGACUUUAUGGGAUCGACGGUUCGGUCGGCGAUGGGGAGAUCGGAGCAGGAGGACUAUGGAUACCGAGUCGUUUUGAUUUGUCAGCAGAAUUCCGAGGCGUGGCCCCUCAAAACGGAGCUGGAGAAGCGUAAUGUGAGCUGUCUGCAGAUCAGUGAGGAUCAGUUGGAGAUGCAGUUGCUGUUGUGGUCGGAAGGAUACAUCCAACAACCCCUCAUAAUCUGCGACAAUAUGCUUUCGCGCCUUCAGAAUUUUCAAAUAAAUUUGGUGAUAAACGUCUCCCUGCCGCCCCUAAAAGUCUUCAAUGAACGAAUUCGGAUUCUCAGGAAGAUUAAAACCAAAAUGGACAUUAUAAUCCUAACACCGAGAGAUGGAAAGUUAAGUUUUGGGAAAAAAUCGGAGAACCGGCAGCAGGUCGAUAACGGUUGCUGGAGAACCCGAACUGGGAAUGGGAACCCUGGACUAACAGGAGGGCAAACUGUAACAGGAUCCAUUGCAGAGGACAGGUCACAUGAGACUCUUUCCACAGACGGGAAGUCAAAGGGAAGUGGAACUUUCUUUUCACCCCAAACCUCGACCGAGACACAUCGUGAGACCAGGAGAGACCAUCAAAAUAAUAAAGACAGAAAGCUCCAACACCAAUUAAAGCUGAAGAAAAUGAAUUCGAACAGUGAGGAAGUGAACGUUCUGGAAGAUGGUGCCAACGGCAUGGAAGACUUGAAUCGAAAUGGCAAUGAAGCUUCGGAUGGUGGAAGGAAACCCGAAUUUAAAUUAAAUAUCAAGAAGGAAAUAGAUUAUAUUAAUCAGUUUGUUCGCGAGGAACUGAAGGAAGUGGUCUUCAAGAGGUUAUUCGAUUGCUUCAGUAGCUCGGAGCCAUUCGUUCUGGAGCAGGAGAUUCUGAACGCACUGGAGGCCAGAAGGGCCGAGGCUGAGGAGAAGAAGCGGACACUCGAGAAGAAUCCCUACGCCGACUCGGAGAAGAUGAAAAUGGUGGCCCAGGUGGCAGGCAUGGACUGGUCCAAGGCCAUCAACUCGUACGACUAUGAAGUGGAGGGCAAAGAAAUAGAGGAUCCUCGUGAUUUCCUGAUUGAUUCGCCGCCAGUUUAUGAAGAUGAGAUCGAGGUGAGGGACUUAGGAGAGUUUAUGUCCUUUGGAGAGGAGAAGAAGCCAUCCACCGACUCGGAGAAGAUGAAUAUGGUGGGCGAGGAUUCGGGAUCAGGCCAGGAUUGGGCCAUUGAAGAAGAGGUCAAGGACCCAAAGGCCAAUCGUCGUUACUGGAUUGAUUCGCCAGAUCCGGAGAACCAGGUCAAGUCCAAGGAGAACCAGGAACCAUGCGACCAGUGGGACGAUAAGGACCAAUCCAAGGACAGAGAGACCAAUGGGAGUCCCUUGACUGCUCCACCAGCUUCUGAAAAUCAGCCCGAGGAACUGUCGCUGGACGCGAAUCUCCUAAUGGCCAGCGAGAAGAAGAAGGCCCUCCAGAAGACGCCGGAAGUGUGCCAGAAGCCGGGCAACGACUGGACCAACACCAUGAAUCUCUACGACGACGAGGACCAGGCCAGGGAUAGGGAGAGCCGUAAUCGUUACCUGAUCGAUCCACCAGUCUCCAACUUGCUCCUCGAUAACUGGCCCCUGGCGCAGAUGCGUCUGCAGCAGUUCCGCGAGAGAAACGACAUCGACGAAGAGCCGACCAUGUCUGAUGGAGUGUUCAGUCGGGAUGUCCUGAAGUUCGGGUCGAAUAUGCAGAUGGGAUGUCCCCAGAAACGUAGGAUCUACGAGCUGAAGAAGAAGGAGCCCACGCUGGAGUUUCCUCUUCCCCAGAACGUGGCAGCGAAACCCGAACAGGAGCUCAAGACUCUGAGCUAUGUGGAGGGUCUCCUUCGCGACCCCGAGGAAUUCCAAGACAUCGAACCGGAUGCCAAAAUGAUGAACUAUCUGGAGGGCAUGGAGCGGGAAGCUAAAGAAUCGGAGAAGACGGAGCCGCAGGCCAAAGAAUUUGAAAAAAAUGGACCACCCUCCAAGAUGUUGAGCUUCGCGGACUUGGACCCGGAGGAGCUCCGAAAGAGGGAGGAGGAGGCCAAGACUCUGAGUAAACUAGAGACCUUAAGUGAGUGGGAAGAAUUCUUCAAGGCCAAAGAAGCGAAGGAGGGGGAAAAAAAGUCCACAAUAUUGAACUUCGCUGAGGGCAUGUUCCGGGACAUGGAGGUACUCCGAAAGAUGGAGCAGGAGGAGGCAGCUAGGAAGGAUUCGGAGAGCAAGAAACCUGAAGCCGAUGAAAUGAAAAAGACGAAACCAAAGAGGCCGAUUCCGCCGUCGCCUAAAGUGCCAGAGAGUGGCGGUCAGGACGAGGACGCCGACGAUGGUGCGAUGGACAAGGAGACCUGUCCCAAGGACGACUACUCGUACAAUAUGUAUGGAAUCUUUGCAAUGGCGGGCUCGAAACUGACGCCCUGCUACGAAAUCAACGACAUCCACGGCUUCAGCACCGAGAUCCGGGAGGCGAUGCGCCACCACAUCAUUGGACCCAAUCGUGCCUAUGGAAUGCAGCGAUACUCCUGGCCGCACAUCGCCGCCGGCAAGUCCCUGAUCGUGGUCGGGCACGAGCUGACCGGGAAGACGCUCUGCUUCCUGCCGCAGGUCUGUAACGUGGCCCUGGCGGAGAUGGACCGCCGGCCGGAGGGCGAUCAGGGCCCCACGGGCAUCAUCAUCUGUCACAGUCAGUCGAGCGGGAGGCAGAUCGCCGCCUGGAUCGACCAAUUGAUGGCCGGAUGUGCGAAGAGGAAGCGGCUGAACUAUGAAAUGCUGGUGACCCUUUGGGAGCGUGGGAAUGUGGCAAGUGCCGCCUACUCUCUGAGUCACACGGUGGGCAUUCUCCUGACCACCGCCGAUAUGAUGCUCCAGCUGAAGGAGUACCAUAGCUCGGCGGCACCCAUCCUACAGGCCAGGACCGUCAAGUGCGUGGCGUUGGAUAACUUUGGGGAGCUGGUCCGCCUCCAGCCGGUGACCACGGUGAAGCUCAUUAAUUGGUUCGCCCUGAACUACAAUUUCAAUGGGAAUCGGAAGAAUCCCUGCCAGCUGUUCGCCACUGGUCGGCUGUGGGACGAGCAAAUGCAUCCGAAUAUCCUGCAUCAUGUGGCCAACACUCUCAUCGUCUUCGAGGACGCACUGGAGGCGACUGUCUUCAAGGAUGUCAACGUGGAGAUGGUGGAGGUGCCGGAGAAUGCCGCCAGCGAUAACUUUCUGGUGGAGAUGCUCACCGACAUUGAUCUUUUGACUUACCGGACGGUGGUGGUGUGCCAGACCCAGUCGGAAGCGGUCCAUCUCCGGCAGGAGAUGGGAAAGGCGAAGAUCAACGCCCUGGCAUGCUAUCAGGAGUCCACGGGCAUGCCGCUGGUGGCCCAAUGGCGGGGCUGCCAGGACUGCAGUGUCCUCAUCGUCACCGACGACAUCCUGCCCAAGGUUAGGAGCGGAGCUGUGGACAUCCUCAUCCACUACAAUGCCGCCACCACCUGGUCCAGGUUCAAGAACCGCUUCAGCCUCUUCUUCGACAGCUAUGUGGCGAAGAGGGAUCCCCCGGGCAAGGCGUUCGUCCUGGUCCGCCGCUCGGAGACCGACUACAUCUGGCUGAUGUGCGACUUCAUGCUGAAGCACCACUAUGUUCGUCCCACUGGGUGGAUUCAAGUCCUCUUCGAGCACCGGCUGAAGAUGGAGAAGGAGAAUGGGUAUCUGGUGGGUGUGCCGCUCUGCCGCCAGGUGACCUGUUUCGGGGACUGUUUCCGGCGCAAGUGUCGCUAUCGUCACACCCGCUGGAUCGGAGAGAAGUCCAUCGUUCCCGACAUAGACAUCGAGGAGGGAGAUGCCAUCCGUUUCCAGGUCCUCACUUGUAAUAGCCCCGCCAACAUGGCCAUCCGGCUGAGCGACAAACACCCUGUCACCGCCCACUUCCUCCGCACUCCGAUGACCAAGCUGAGCAAGGAUCUGCAGCUCUACUACGAGGAGGAGAAGCACCGCGAAAAGCACCUCAAUCCCAAGAGCGGCGACGUCGUUGUCGUCAAGAAUAUGGGUCGUUAUGAGCGUGUUCUGAUCACCAGCAUCGAUGCCAAUGGCAAGAAGAUUGAGGUGCGCCUCAUGGACUCGGGCAUCGAGCAUCUCACCUACAAUCCCAGCCAGCUCUAUGUCUGUAAGCCGGACUUUAAGAGUGAACCGCACGAGGCUAUUGAGCUGCGGAUCAUCGGCUUGGGGCCGCACAGCAUGGAGCGCAUCUGGUCGGAUGACUUGCGCCAGGUGAUCCGGAACAAGUACUUCACCCGGCAGCAGGGCAAGCGCGAGCGUCUCUUCACCGCCAAGGUCCAGUUCGUCCUCAAUGGCACCAUUUUUGUGCCCAACAUCCUAGACGAUGAGGGCAAGGAUCUGUGUACCUUCAUUCGUCGCCGGUUCCAGGUCUACGAGGAUCCCAAAGGACUCCAGAAGCUCCAGAAUCUCAUCGACAACAGCGUCCAGUGCCCUCUUGACACCUAAUUUGCUCUUUUUUUCUCAAUUUUUUUUAUAGUUUUGGGUUACUUUUUUUCAAAACUAUAGUUUUUUUUUUUUAACCACAAUUAAUCAAUUUUUUUUUUAAAUUGUGAUCCCUUAAAUAUUUAUUUUAAAAAGAAACCAUGGCUCUACAUUUUCUUCUCAACUUCUCGUGGUCUUCCCAGAGACCUUAUUUCCUGAUUCUGAUAUUCCUUUUGGUUUUUAGUUUCCUUUUUUUUUUAAAUAUCCCCUUAAAUAAUUAUUUCAAAAAUCAAUGGGUUGUUAAAUUUUUUAAAUUAUAACCAAGGGAUCACAUUUUCUUCUCAACUUCUCGUGGUUCUGUGGUCUCUUUUUAAUUAAUUAUGCUUCUUAAUGACGAUUUUUAAAUACAAUCCUUAAUAAAUUGUGAUUCGAAAAA